AUGGACUUAGAGGUCAAAGGAGUGGCUGCAUCUAGGAACCAACCUCGCCUAUUUUCUCAACGAAAGAAUUCACUACAACAAGGAUGGACUUCCAGAUCAUGGGCAAUCCCGAAUCCCUGUCUACCUGUGGUCCCGCCACUUGAUUUGGGAAGCCUUGUUGACUCUGAUGAAGAGGAUAAUUUUUCAGGAGCACCAUGUGGUACAAUGCACGCUCAUGUCAAGCCACCACAGUUACCUUCCACUCUGGCUUGGAUUACACCAUGCCAAAGACCAUAUACACGGUAUCAUCUGAACGAAGUGGAACAGGACACCAUCCCAGAGGACUUGCCAGCACCCACAGGCAAGUACAAGCAGAAAUAUGAGCAAUAUGAGGCUGAAAUGAAGGAGGGCUACAAACAGCACAUUCAGAGAACCGCAGAAAAGGCGAAAGCUACCAGCAGGCAAGACCCAGCAGGAAACAAGAUGAACGAGAAGUGCGAUCAGGGGGAAGAAGCCUGCGUGGAUGACCUUCUGACUUUGGAUAGGAAAGCCCUCCUGCAGCAAGGUUAUGCGGAUAGCCCUCACCAAGUAAGGAGCAGCUCGAGGAAAUCAGAUGCCGAAACCGUGGCAGCAGAGAAGAAGAAGCAAAUGGUUAUGGAGCAAAUGAUGAUAGACCACUUGUCCAGGGCUGUCAUCAGUGAUCCAGAGCAAGGUUUAAACACUGGGGAACAAGAGAGUGCUCAUGUCCCUCCAGACUCAGAGAGGGCGCCACUUCGAGUUAGGAGACGAACUCUGCAUGAAACGAAGAUAAGAACCACCUCCACAUUAACAGAGAAUGACCUUUCUCAGAAGGUAGAAUUUGAUGGGAGGGUCUUAUCAAGAAAUGGACGCGAUGCCUGCAGAGAACUGAUCGGAUUUUUCUUUAUCCACGACCAGUCCCUAACUGUGUAUGAAUAUCGAAAGUUCGGGAAAAACAGAACAAAUGUGCUUCCUUUCAUUAAGAAAGACAUUUAUAGUCAUCAGUGUGGACGCAGAAAAGGGAAGCAGUACCGGCUCGGCGACUUCUAUACUGGUGCAACUUUGACAUUUUUGAGCUGUGAUCAUCCCAGCCUUCCAAAGAGCAUAAAAGAAAGUACAUUAUUUAGACUUCGAAUUACAAAUAUUGAUCAGAUAUCUUUGAGUUCUCUGAAAGCUGCCUCUGAGGAACACGAGGAAGACACGGCCAGUCAGGAGGCGCAGGAUCGGCAGGUGCUGCGGGCCAUUCAGGAUAAACUAAGAGAACAGUUACACAAGAGAGGUGUUCGGAUUUUGACUGGAUUGGGAAAACACUUCCAACACUUGGACAAGGAAGGCAGUGGGCUUUUAGAAAAGGCAAAGUUUCAGCAAGCUCUGAAAACCUUCCACUUAGAAGUGUCUGAACAGGAUUUUGAGUCUUCCUGGCUGAUUCUGCAAGGCAGUGGCCCCAGCAAGAACAAGGUUGAUUAUGGAGAAUUCAAACGUGCCAUUUUUGGUGAAAUGAGCGAAUAUAGGAAAUCGUUUGUUCGCAAGGCCUUCAUGAAACUGGAUUUCAACAAAACUGGUAUUGUGUCUGUGAUAGACAUAAGGAAGUGUUACUGUGCCAGGAAGCAUCCCCAUGUGAUUUCAGGGCAGUCAACGGAGGAGGAAAUCAAAUCAUCUUUUCUAGAGACAUUAAGAGAUGCCUGCAGCAAGUCUGACGAAGUUUCAUAUGGUGAAUUUGAAGAUUACUAUGAAGGCCUAAGUAUAGGAAUAAUAGAUGAUGAAGAUUUUGUUAGCAUCUUACGUACUCCGUGGGGAAUUUAG
Messenger RNA from Arvicola amphibius (Eurasian water vole), 1800 nucleotides. RefSeq names its product calcyphosine 2 (gene Caps2). The record is from RefSeq and is a predicted model, not a curated record. Gene Ontology annotation, molecular function: calcium ion binding. Bases 1 to 1800 code for a protein of 599 amino acids. The transcript is spliced from 17 exons. NCBI's taxonomy places the organism in Eukaryota, Metazoa, Chordata, Mammalia, Rodentia, Cricetidae.